This is a messenger RNA of Pelobates cultripes (western spadefoot toad), 23296 nucleotides long. Lineage: Eukaryota; Metazoa; Chordata; Amphibia; Anura; Pelobatidae. The record is from the annotation of a GenBank genome assembly.
AUGAGAAGAAGAAGAGGGGGAAAGGAGAGGAGGGGAGGACAUGAAGGAAAAGAGGACAGGGAGGAGGAUGGUGUCGAUGAAGAGGAAGGAGGUGACCCUGUGAGGGUUGAUGGUCACUGCUAGCUAGAAGGGGUCAAAGCGACAUACGCAAAGGGAUACUCGAGAGCGCAGGCCGGAAACUAAUGACCAUGUACAAUUUAUACAGGGAUUUCUUAUGUAUACUAUAACAGUACGUGAAUAUAACUGAUGGGCAGCCGGUUGGGCGAUGGGAAGAGCACUGUACGCUUUGCAAUAGGGGUGGGUGAUGACUAUGGGAGAGUGUGUUUCCCCUCAAUAGGAAACAGGGAGAAAGGUGACCAUAUGGCAAAAUGUAGAACUAAACCAUGCCAUGAAGGAUAAGGGUUGUGUUGAAAAGAGGGAGUGUGCGCCUUGAUGGAGGGGUUUUGUACCUUCACACAGACGGGUGUGUUCUCUUGCCACUCAUUGCAGUUGCACCCCCUACUUAAUGUUAUGAAAUUAUGCAGUUAUUUACGACAAAAUAAUACUGGCUGGUCGAGUUUGGAAGGGUAUAGGGGGGGAUGUGGGGUUUCUUUCUUUUUUUUUUUCCUAUAGGGUCAUAAAUAUAAUCGGUUUUAAUAGGUUGAUCCCUCAUAUGGUCAGCCGGUAUGUUCUCCCUGGGGGGAGUAUUGUAUAUUAGAUAGAGGCCUAGGACCUAAUCCGGACGGAAUGGUCCUACAGUGUGGCCCUAGUGUGUGACGGCUUUUGUGAUUACCAAUAACCGGGUAUAGUCCCGCAACCCCAACCUAAGGGGAUAAAGUGUACAUAGUGAGUAUGGACCCAGUUGCAUGGUCAUGGGCCAAAAGCGGUGGGGUAGGGGAUGGAAGUUUUGAUAUGGCUCUCUUGACGAGCAUUUAGUGGUCACUCAAGAUAUGAGAGGGCGUGUGGGAGACGAGGCUCAGAGCUCCACAGCUCCUCCUAGCGUGAUUACAGAGGAGAAGUGGGAACGUGCUCCCCACGUGAAUCUGGCGAUAGGUAAGACCAGAUUUCUCGGGCAUCUACCAAUGCCCUUUAUUCAUUUCCAGUUUACCUUUCUCUUUUCUUUCCUUUUCUUUCCUUAUCUAGGGGGCGGGGGAGUACUCUCCGAAGUAGUGGGCUUUAGGCCUGACCCUGGUCCGUCAAUGUCAAAAGAGGAUACCAUAGUCAGGACGCCUAACCCAAAUGACAUGAUAGACAAAGGCUUGCAGAGCGACGGACAAGCUAUAGUCACAGUUUCAAGCAGUAGGGAGGGACACUCCACGCAAUGGAGAUUAAGAUCAUUACGUUGAAUGUUAAAGGCCUUAACGGCCCGAAAAAACGCCGUCUAAUGUUCAGAGAGCUGAAAAGAAUGAAGGCGGAUAUCGCUUAUCUGCAGGAAACUCACAUUCCUAAACAAGCUAAGUUCAGGCUACGUGACCGCACAUACGCAGGGACAUACGAAGCGAGGUCCCAUCGUAAACGUAAUGGAGUGGCUAUUCUCGUUAGCAAUAGCUGUCCCUUCCGAAUGACCUCCCAAGACAUAGACCCAGACGGCCGCUACGUCAUUGUAUCAGGAACCUUACAGUCCCAUACCAUACAUCUGCUGAAUAUUUAUGCACCGAACCAACCGGACUCCACCUUCUGGCACACAUUGCAGGAUAAAAUAUCAGCGUUGCCACAUGGCAUAGUUGUCAUGGGGGGGGACUUUAACGCGGCCCCGUGCCCUGCUAUGGACAGGAGCUCUAAAGAUGGAACACCAAGGUCCCAAGGGAGAGGCAGGCAAGACCAGUUACUUAGAAACUUUAUUACUACUACGGGACUGAUAGACAUUUGGAGGGCUCAUCAUCCAAGUACCAAGGACUACACUUUUUAUUCGGCUCCACAUGGUACGUAUUCCAGGAUCGACCUAUUCCUCACGAAUGCUGCAGGUCUUUCACGCACUGUAGGCUCACAAGUUGGUAACAUUUCUUGGUCGGACCAUGCUGACGUCUCCAUCACACUGGGCAAUCUGUGUGCAGCUUCACCGUGGACAUGGAAGCUCAAUACAUCAUUACUUCGGGAUCCUGAAGUGGUGGCACAGGUUAGGAAGGAGUUGAUAGAUUACUUUGGUACGAACGACACCCCAGACGUGACGGCGAGUACAAUAUGGGCGGCACACAAGGCUGUAGUGAGAGGGACACUGAUCAAGAUAGCCACCAGAAAGAAGAAACAGAAACAUCAACAGCUAGAGACUAUGCUGGGACAGCUACGAACCCUUGAAUUAAAACACCAAACGACCCCGACCGAAGAGCUCUACAGACAAUUAGAAACAGUGAGGAGAAACAUCCGUACUCUAUUGCUAGACGACACGGCCAGGUCCAUGGUGUGGUCAAAACGUACCUACUUUGAAAAAGCAAACAAGAUGGACACACUUCUGGCCAGGACACUACGACCCCGACAGGAACGGUCUCAUAUCACGGCCAUACGACACCCGGAUGGCACAACGAAAUCAAAGCCGACGGAGAUAGCUGAGAUUUUUGAGGAUUACUAUAAACAAUUAUAUCACCACACCCCGACAGGGGGUACCCGGCCUGAACAAGAGGAGGAACAUAUCCUGCAGUAUCUAGAGCCUUUGGGUCUGAAGAAACUAAGUAGGGAUAUGGUGUACAGUUUAGCAGCAGAAAUCACUGAAGAAGAAGUGGACAGGGCCAUCUCAGGCCUGAAGGGCAACAAAGCGCCGGGACCAGAUGGGUUCGAUGGCACAUAUUACAAGACUUACAGGGAGGAGCUUACGCCGCGCUUGGUGAAGCUUUUUGCCUACCUGAGGCAGGGCGGGAAUUUAGAUCCUGACAUGACCAUGGCUACGAUCGUAUUACUACCUAAACCCAGAAAGGACCUGCUCCAGCCCACGAAUUACAGGCCUAUUUCGCUCAUUAACCAUGACAUGAAGAUCCUAGCGAAAGUGCAGGCGGAUAGAUUGAAUCCGUUGCUGGCCUCACUCAUACAUCCAGACCAAGUAGGUUUUAUCCAAGGGAGACAAUUAUUUGAAAAUACAAGGAGGAAUGUUGACCUGAUAUGGAAACAAGAGAUCACCAGGACACCCACCCUGAUAGUGUCUAUCGAUGCUGAAAAGGCCUUUGAUAGGGUUCGGUGGCAAUUCCUGUUCUCCGUUUUAAAACAUUUGGAAUUUCCGGUGGAAUACAUAACGGUGGUAAGAGCGAUGUAUCAUGAGGUGAGGGCACAAGUGCUGAUAACUGGAGCCCCACUGAAACCUUUUCGUUUAUUUAAUGGGACCAGGCAGGGAUGUCCGCUUUCCCCCCUUCUCUUUGUCUUAGCACUGGAACCCUUGCUGCAAACAAUACGCAAGCAUCCCAACAUUAGAGGGGUCAGAGUUGGGAAUAAAGAAUUUACCGUCUCGGCAUAUGCUGAUGAUGUCCUCCUGACCGUAACAGACCCGGUUACUUCGAUGUCGGCGUUACAAGAGGUAAUGACAGCAUAUGGAACAGUGUCCGGUUAUAAAGCAAAUAUGCACAAAUCCAGUGCUAUGUCAGUGGGCCUAUUGGAAACGGAAACAAAGGAAAUACAGGAGACCUUCCAUAUACGGAUGGAAAAGGUUUCUCUGACAUACUUAGGUAUCCACCUGACGGCAGAUCCGGAAAGACUAUACUCUGCGAAUUAUACUCCGAUGCUCAGGGCUUUAACGCAAGAUCUAGAAAACUGGGUGGAUAAACCCAUCUCCUGGAUAGGUCGGAUAAAUUCAGUCAAGAUGAAUAUCCUCCCACGCCUCUUAUUCUUAUUUCAAGCACUACCUGUUCAACUUACGAAAGCACAACUAUCCCCACUACAAAAAGCGAUAGGGGAUUUCAUAUGGCAGAAUAGGAGGCACAGAAUAUCAAGAAAGAUCCUGUAUAGACGCAAAGAUAGAGGGGGGCUCGGCUUACCUAAUCUAUAUUUCUACUAUCUUGCAGCACAACUGACGCAGAUAGCCAUGUGGCACUCCCCACCGGAAGAAAGAAGGUGGGUAGAGGUUGAGUCCAUGCUGGUAGGAUCGGAUAUACCCCAAUUUACGAUGUGGGUCCCUAAAGAACAUCGGCCAAUGAUAAGAGUGACCUGCCCGGCUAUACUCAACUCGCUACAUAUUUGGGACAUGACUAAUGCCAAAUACGGGCUAGCGUCAACCCCGUCCCCUCUCACCCCUAUUCUUAGAAACAGAGAGUUUCCUCCCGGCAUGGCUCCAAGAGAUUUCCGAAAUAUCGAAAAUACCGGCCUACAACGGAUCCAUCAGUUAUACCGCAACGGAGAAAUAGUCCAAUUCGAGGAGUUACAACAAGACCGCCAUUUAACACCGGCAGAUUUUUUCAGAUAUGUCCAGAUACGGGAUUUUGCCCGAAGGCCACGUAUUAGAGCCGCGGCACAGAAACAACUGACUUUCUUCGAGAAAUUGUGUUCAGAGGAAAUGGCACCUAAAGGUAUGAUCACACUUCUGUAUACACACCUUAGUAUAGAAAACAAAGAGUGGGGGAGUUUAACGUAUACUGAGCAAUGGGAGGCGGACCUUGGAGAGGCCCUGGAAGGACUUGAAUGGCAGGAGAUAUGGGAAUCUAAUAAAAAUGCUUCCAUAUGUGUUACGCUCCAGGAACAGACAUGGAAGACUAUGUUCAGGUGGUAUACCACACCAGUGAAACUGUACAACAUGCAUAAACUAGAUACGGACGUUUGCUGGAGAGGCUGCGGAUUACGCGGAACGUACAUCCAUAUGUGGUGGAAAUGCUCGAAAUUACACGGCUUCUGGAAAGCGGUGGAGGAACUCUUGGAACAAACCUUUGAUAAACCCCUGAAGUUAGACCCCUGGACAUAUUUGCUGAAUAGAACAGUAGAAGGGUGGACCAAGAGAGAACAGAGAUUAGCUCAUAAAAUAACUCUAAGCGCGCGUAGAGAGAUAGCAAUUAAGUGGCUGAAACCGGAGGGACCGGUUUUUUCUGGGGUGAUCUCCAGGGUACGUGAAUGCAGGAUUAUGGACGAUUUGACUGCCAGGAUAAAGGGUACGACUGUAACUUUCCAAAAACUUUGGGAACCGUGGGACAAUAGCCCAGUGGGCUCGAGCAGUGACUGACAGGGAACGGACCAUAGCAUAGACUGGGUACACUUAUCGAUCCCCCUCCCCUUCUCUCCCGAGGACAUUUUGAUUGCACUACUGUUGGAAUGAGGGCUCCCCCCCCCCUCCCCCUUCCUCUCUCUUUUCUUUUUCCUUUCCUCUGAUCUUUUUCUCUUCUUACUUUUCUCUUUCUACUGUACUUUUGUCUCCUGUCCCUUUUCCUGCUAUCUAUUUUUCUCUCUUCUCCGUUCUCUCUAUCUCUUGAUAGCCAAGAGAUUAGUGUUUCUCCACGAUAGGUUUAAUCAAGCUGUCAGAAGUGCUGGGAUACCCAUACAUAGAAAGGGCUAUAACACGCAGUGUAGUAGACUGGGUCCCAAAUAUAGCCAAUAUGCCUGUGAGACAGGUGACAGCUCCCUUAAUGGGGCAGCGACCGGAGGGGAACGCGGGUAGAUCUCGCUUGGCCUACCUGAUAUAUAUAUCUUAGCUUUUUACAAAUCUCUAAGCGGGCUUCUGCGUAAGCCUGAAGGUUUCUAUGCAAUUGUUCCACCCGUUGAGUGAAAGCAUACAGUUCAUCCAAAAACUCUAGACGGGUAGCAAGGCACCAACGAUUUCAACAUGACUUAUCGAUAUGUAAUGGAUAUACGCCUCUUGUGCCCAAGGCAGUGUUGCUUGCCAUUGGCUUCUGCGUAAGCAUUUAAGUUGGCCAUGUACUUGCUAUAACCUAUAAUAUGACACAAACAAAAAAAAAAAAAAAAAAACCUUUGUAGACGACAGGUACCAAUAGUUUCUUAAGGAAUGGGCGUAGAUCAUAUUUGUUGCACUAUGUUAUGCUUAUGAGAAUUGAAUUCACAUUGGCUUCUGCGUAAGCCCAAAAAGUUGAUGAAUACUUGCUGCGUCUAUUGAGUGAAAAAUAAAGAAUUAAAAAAAAAAAAAAAAUGACAAGUUUAAGUGAAUCUGCCAUAUUUGAAUUAAUUACAUUAAAAAUACAUUGACUUUUUGCUACAUUGUGUAUUUUAUUUUAGAAACUGUUACAUUUACUUGCAGCAAAAAUAUGGAAAUUAUUUCCAAUCCUAUGUUUUCUCAAAACUCACUCAAUAAAACUUACAAUCAAUAAAACAAACAAAAAAGCAAUAAAUAAAAAUUAUUAAGAACAGGAAGUCAAGUAACAUUCUCAAUAUGCUAUUGGGGAGUUAAAAUUACACUCCAGCCCCUAAAACACUUUACAAAAAGUUCAGAUUUGAAAAGAAAUUGAUACUUUUAUAAAUUAACCUUGUUGCACUCUCUGGCUGUCAAUCAGACAACUGGUCCUGUUACUUCCUGGUUUGGUUAGGUUAUUUGCACUGUACUCAAGAGGCAGCAGUUGCCCAGAGAACCUGCCGUGCAACACUUCUCAUUGAGCUGCAUUGGGAAGUCUGUGAUUGGACAGCCACAGAAAGUAUAGGCGGGGUUAGAAGGGGAGGGCUUGCAAAGGCUACAAACAUGAAAUCUAUGGCUUUUGAAAGCAGUUUUUAGAUAUAACUCCAAUGAAAAAAUGCUAAAUUAAAGGCAUGCGUGUUUUUAUUCGAGGUAUAUCUACUAAAAAAACAGUAGUUUUAAUUUUUUUAUUUUAUUUUAUUGGGGCAGUAGAGUCCACGUAGAGCCCUUGAAGCCCAUGAGCCCAUGAUUUUGAACAUGCCAGAUGCUUUCUUUAGAUAACACAACUGGGAUUACUAUUAUUUUGCAUCUUCAGUGAGGACAAGUGAUUCAGAGAUAAGAAGUGAAGUGUUGGUAGUUGCCCUUUAACACCAUUGUUUGGUAUUUUACAUUCAGCAUGGUGUGUUUUUUUUUUUUAUGCAGGAAUCCUUGAAACAGAUAUAACCUUUCUCCUGAUCUUCACCCUGAUCCUGCUCGUAUCGACUUAUUUUGGAUGUGAGUAUCCACCACAUUUGCAAUUAUUGUUGAGUGUUAAGUGUGCCUUACCCUCUCUGUCUGGGUUCCCUAAACCGUGGAAUUUGCCUUAAGAGUUUGCUAACUGUUAUUACUGGGAACGUCUUGUAGGUCUGUCAGAUUUGGGAAAUAUUGAAUCCCCACUGAUUGGACUGUGACAUUCUGAAAUUUUGGUUAAUGAACUUUCAACUUAACUGAGCAACUUCACAGGUACCAGCAUAGGCUGCAAGGUUUAGUGGUUUCCUGGAAUUGAACUCCAUUUGACUUCAGUUGAGAGACCACAUAAUAUGGUAAUAGUGUUUUAUAUGGCUAUUACUCAAACUAGGGACUGAGUGAAAUAAUUGAGGGAUUGAGUAAAAUAAUUUCUCCAGAGCAAAUAUAGAUUAUCAGAUGCCUUUUGAGCCAAUUGCCGAUAAUAGGUGUCGAUAUUCUGUAAAUUUUAAGUUUUGACAAAGCAACACAAUUUCUAUACAAAUCUGGCAUUGACUGAACAUGCUGCCAGCAACCACACUCCUAUUACUCUCAGGCAGCUAGUACAUGCUGGAAUCAUUGAGAUUGUACAGUGCUCUUACUGAUAGGAGUGUGAUUGAUGACAGCAGUCACACUCCUAUCACUCUGUCAGCCAGCCCAGAACAUUACAAUAGAUUAUUCACCUUCCUGACGUCAGCUGAGCUCCUCAUUCAGGAACUCACUGGGAGGGAUGACGUGGGGUCGCGACGUGGAACCUCAUUGGUUGGUGGUUGGAGUUUCUGGAUGCGGAAGACAGCGUGCAGUGACUGGGAGAAGUUAGUGAUUUAUUGGUGAUAUUGGUAAAUUACAGUACCAAUACCGAUUAUCAGAAAUGUGCCGAAUAUUGACUCUAAAAAUAAUUGGAACCGAUAAUUGGUCUAUCCCUACUCUGCGCCUAAUUUAUUGGAUUUGGGUAUACAGUGUACAGAACAGUGAAUAUUAAUGUACAAGUGCAUUCUACAUGGUGUGUGGGUUACAGCCUGUGUAUUCUGUAUGCUACAUUGGUUACAGCCUGUGUAUUCUGUUUGUUACAGCCUGUGUAUUCUGUAUGUAGUGUGGGUUACAGCCUGUGUAUUCUGUAUGCUGUGUGGGUUACAGCCUGUGUAUUCUGUUUGUUACAGCCUGUGUAUUCUGUAUGCUACAUGGGUUACAGCCUGUGUAUUCUGUUUGUUACAGCCUGUGUAUUCUGUAUGCUGUUUGGGUUACAGCCUGUGUAUUCUGUUUGUUACAGCCUGUGUAUUCUGUAUGCUGUUUGGGUUACAGCCUGUGUAUUCUGUUUGUUACAGCCUGUGUAUUCUAUAUGCUGUGUGGGUUACAGCCUGUGUAUUCUGUUUGUUACAGCCUGUGUAUUCUGUAUGCUGUGUGGGUUACAACCUGUGUAUUCUGUUUGUUUACAGCCUGUGUAUUCUAUAUGCUGUGUGGGUUACAGCCUGUGUAUUCUGUUUGUUACAGCCUGUGUAUUCUGUAUGCUGUUUGGGUUACAGCCUGUGUAUUCUGUAUGCUGUGUGGGUUACAGCCUGUGUAUUCUGUUUGUUACAGCCUGUGUAUUCUAUAUGCUGUGUGGGUUACAGCCUGUGUAUUCUGUUUGUUACAGCAGCAUGUGUAUUCUGUAUGCUGUGUGGGUUACAGCCUGUGUAUUCUGUUUGUUACAGCCUGUGUAUUCUGUAUGCUGUGUGGGUUACAGCCUGUGUAUUCUGUUUGUUACAGCCUGUGUAUUCUGUAUGCUACAUGGGUUACAGCCUGUGUAUUCUGUUUGUUACAGCCUGUGUAUUCUGUAUUCUGUUUGGGUUACAGCCUGUGUAUUCUGUUUGUUACAGCCUGUGUAUUCUGUUUGUUUACAGCCUGUGUAUUCUAUAUGCUGUGUGGGUUACAGCCUGUGUAUUCUGUUUGUUACAGCAUGUGUAUUCUGUAUGCUGUGUGGGUUACAGCCUGUGUAUUCCGUUUGUUACAGCCUGUGUAUUCUGUAUGCUACAUGGGUUACAGCCUGUGUAUUCUGUUUGUUACAGCCUGUGUAUUCUGUAUGCUGUUUGGGUUACAGCCUGUGUAUUCUGUUUGUUACAGCCUGUGUAUGCUGUUUGGGUUACAGCCUGUGUAUUCUGUUUGUUUACAGCCUGUGUAUUCUAUAUGCUGUGUGGGUUACAGCCUGUGUAUUCUGUUUGUUACAGCCUGUGUAUUCUGUAUGCUACAUGGGUUACAGCCUGUGUAUUCUGUUUGUUACAGCCUGUGUAUUCUUUAUUCUUACAUGGGUUAAAGUCCAUGUAUUCUGUUCCCUUUUAUCUCUCCAGAUAUAUUAAGGGGACGGCAGCUUCUUCACACCACGUAUAAAAUGUUCAUGGCUGCAGCCGCAGUGGAGGGUGAGUGUCACAGUACUCUAUGAGCUCCAUAAUAUUGUUAUAAGCACUAUGGGAGAUAUUUGUCAUAGUGUGAUGGAGAGUGAUUUAUUAUUAUCAUAUUUAUUAGUGAUGUAAAAAGUGACGGUUUUCAUCUCGUAGUAUAUUCUGUAAGAUUUCACAGAGAUGUAAACUUCAGAAGACUGCUAGAUCUAUAGUGGCAGAAAUAUUCCACCACUUUUCUGUUGGAAAUAUUGAUAACUCUGUUGCGUUGGUGAAGAAAUGGUGCAGAUUUAAAAAUAACGAUUAGGGCGCAAAAAUAGAGCAACUGAAGAAAAAAUUGACAGAAUUUCAGAAAUUGCGGCAAAAUAUCACCGCAAUUUUAUUUGCAAAAAUUUUAAGGAAAAGUGUCAGUGACACUGUGAUAAAUCUCCCAUCGUAUUCUGCAGCGACAUACAAUAAUCAGACACAGCAGAAUACAUGCCUGUGUCUGGGUGAUGCCGUCGUACAGAGGACAUACUGGCUCACCCUGUUUUAGCUCUCAUUUUCCAGUCUUGUAUGAGCUCCAUCUGUUCUCGCUGUCGCCCUCUAUUGUUCAUGAUCUCUUCCAGCACGUAACAGCCUCUGAUAUUUCCAGUUCUCAGCUUGCUGUUUUUCUGCCUAUACUGGGGGCAAUAUGCACAGGAUGGAGUGGGCAACCCCAGCAUCAAGGUACUAGGUCAGUAUGCAAAAUGUUAUUGUGUAUAUACAGAAUACAACACUGACUGUGUUCAAUGGUUUGUUAUGACUUACUGUUUGCCCUGUGCUUUGUAGUGUCCCAGUCUAACUGUGUGAUCAGUGGUUUGCAGUUUCCGACUGUGUACUCAGUACUGUGUAGUUUUUGAGUGUGGUGUUUGUGUAAUUAGAGCACUUUGAUGCCUGACUGUGUACUCAGCACUGUGUAAUGUCUGACUCAGCACUGUGUGAUUUCUGACCGUGUACUCAGCACUGUGUGAUGUGUGACUGUGUACUCAGCACUGUGUGAUGCCUGACUGUUUACUCAGCACUGUGUAAUUUCUGACCUUGUACUCAGCACUGUGUGAUGUCUGACCGUUUACUCAGCGCUGUGUGAUGCCUGAUUGUGUACUCAGCACUGUGUGAUGUCUGACCGUUUACUCAGCGCUGUGUGAUGCCUGACUGUGUACUCAGCACUGUGUGAUGUCUGACCAUUUACUCAGCGCUGUGUGAUGUCUGACCGUGUACUCAGCACUGUGUGAUGCCUGACUGUGUACUCAGCACUGUCUGAUGUCUGACUGUGUACUCCGCACUGUGUGAUGUCUGACCGUUUCCUCAGAACUGUGUGAUUUCUGACCAUGUCCUCAGCACUGUGUGAUGUCUGACCAUAUACUUAGCACUGUGUGAUGAUUGACCGUAUACUCAGCACUGUGUGAUGUCUGACCGUGCACUCAUUGCUGUGUGACCGUGUACUCAGCGCUGUGUGAUGUCUGACUGAGUACUUAGUGCUGUGUGAUAUCUGAUUGUGUACUCAUUGCUGUGUAAUGUCUGACUGUGCUCUUAGCACUGUGUGAUGUCUGACCGUGUACUCAGCGCUGUGUGAUGUCUGACCGUGUGCUCAGCACUGUGUGAUGUCUGACCUUGUACUCAGCGCUGUGUGAUGUCUGACGGAGUACUCGGCACUGUGUGAUGUCUGACCCUGUACUCAUUGCUGUGUGAUGUCUGACUGUGUACUCAGCACUGUGUAAUGCCUGAGCAUGUAUUCAGCGCUGUGCAAUGUCUGACUGAGUACUCAGCGCUGUGUGAUGUCUGACCGUGUUCUUAUUGCUAUGCAGUAUCUUCCAAUGUUCUCAGCACUUUUCUCUCUUGCAGCUAAACUCCUGUUCUCUGCCAGUUUCCUGAUCUUUCUGCUGAUGUUGAUCCUGUUGGGAAAAGGGUUUACGGUUACCAGGUAAAACAGGGACACUAAUCUAAAACCAUGCUAAAUUAUGGCAAAACGUGCCACACAUCAUCAUUCUAUCUACACUGCAUGCACUCUGUCAACACAGGUUACGCUGUGCUGCUCCGACAAAUGCCCUAUCCCGGGAGCAGAUACUGGACAAAUACAGGCCAAGAGAAGUCACAUCAUCAUACUACUACUCAACCCAAAAUAAAACAGCAGGACAGGCUCUGGGGCUAUCCCACUCUAUACUGCACUGUGUAACGUUGGGUUGCCAGAGGCACCCUGUCUUCCUGGACACAUACCACCUAAAGGGCAGCACCUGAAAAGUGCAAUUAGUCAUUAAUCAACAAGGGAUCCUGUUCAGAUUAAUUCAACAAUCGACAGGGCAGGAUAACAUGGUGAAUCUGGCAACCCUAGUUUGGAGGCAUUAAAGGACAACUAUAGGCACCCAGACCACUUCAGCUUAAUGAAGUGGUCUGGGUGCCAGGUCCAGCUAGGUUUACCCCUUUUUUCUAUAAACAUAGCAGUUUCAGAGAAACUGCUAUGUUUAUAAAUGGGUUAAUCCAGCCUCUAGUGACUGUCUCAUUGACAGCCGCUAGAGGCGCUUCCGCGUUUCUCACUGUGAUUUUCACAGUGAGAAGGCGCCAGCGUCCAUAGAAAAGCAUUGAAAAUGGACUGGCUGAAUGCGAGCGCGGCUCCUGCCGCGCAUGUGCAUUCAGCCGAUGACGUCACUGUGGAGGAGGAGAGUCCCCCGCCCGGUGCUGGAGAAAGAGGUAAGUUUAACCACUUCCUCCCCCUAGAGACCGGCGGGAGGGGGACCCUGAGGGUGGGGGCACCCUCAGGGCACUGUAGUGCCAGGAAAACGAGUAUGUCUUCCUGGCACUAUAGUGGUCCUUUAACAGGGCUGGCUAUUUGUGUACAGUGGCAUGAGAUCAGUGAUGUAACUGAUCAAUUCCAAAUAUCAGCAUGCAAUCAGUAAUGUAACUAAUCAAUUCCCAAUAUCAGCAUGCAACCCGUAAUGUAACCGAUCAAUUCCCAAUAUCAGCAUGCAAUCAGUAAUGUAACUGAUCAAUUCCCAAUAUCAGCAUGCAAUCAGUAGUGUAACUGAUCAAAUUCCAAUAUCAGUAUGCAAUCCAUAAUGUAACUGAUCAAUUACCAAUAUCCGCGUGCAAUACGUAAUGUAACUGAUCAAUUACCAAUAUGUAAUGUAACUGAUCAAUUACCAAUAUCAGAAUGCAAUCCGUUAUGUAACUGAUCAGUUACCAAUACGUAGUGUAACUGAUCAGUUACCCAUAUCCGCGUGCAAUACAUAAUGUAACUGAUCAAUUACCAAUAUCCGCGUGCAAUACGUAAUGUAACUGAUCAAUUACCAAUACGUAAUGUAACUGAUCAAUUACCAAUAUCAGCAUGCAAUCCGUAAUGUAACUAGGUAAAGCACAAUAGUGACAUGAGAACAGGAAUUAUCUGCUUUAAUGCCGAUAGUCCCAGGAGAUCAGAAAUGUAACCGCUUUUUUUGCUGCUAAUGACAUGAUAUCCCUAUUACGUAUACAAUUAGGAUCUUGGAAUUAGAAGUUACACUGCAUCUAUAUGAACGCAUGUAGUGACCUCUAAUGGAGAGUAUGUGUAACUACACCAUGUAUUGAUCUUUGCAAGGAUAUAAACGUAUCUUUGUCCUUAAGCUGAUAUUGCUAAAUUGGUUUGCUAAGAGCAAGAAUGUUAACUUUAUCGCAAUGCAUGCAUCCACUUCAAUCAAUGCCUAUGUGUUGUUAUUACUCUUGUCAGAACUACCAGGUACAUAUCACCUAUACAUGCUGAUGGAUAGGACAUGUAAAGUGUUUAAUUUUAGUAUGCAGCAUUCAUGUUCUGCAGGAAUGGAUAUAAAUCCAUUAAAUAAAAAUGACUCUCAAAGUAAUUGCUUUGAUUUGUUCAUUGAAUUCCCCUCUAGUGGUUUAUGAAUGCUACACAGAAAUUAUAGAGUGCAGCUAGUUUGACAACCCCCAGAAAGCAGACUAGACUUUCAUUCAGCAAGAUUGCAUGAUGAACUAUUUUUAGAGUGUUUAACUCUGCAUUAGGCCUGGCCCAAGAGCUUUCUCAUAUUUGGACUGAUGAGUUCUUGGUUGACCAUUAUUGAAGAGCUGUCAAGGGUCUGGUUUAAUGUGACCUGUCCAGUGGGCACACUGAGUGGGCCUGGCCAUCUUUACUAUACUGCCUGCUGCUCUGUAUGGGGAGUUUUUAUCAAAGUGCCACCGGCACAUUUAUGUUUCAUUUUUAGACCAAUUUGUGACAAAACAUGCCUGAUUUCUUUUUUGAUCUAUGACUUUUUUGUGCCAUAGCCAUAAUUCUUUUUAAUAUAUGACAUUUUUUGGUGAUGCAACAAAUGUAUUCAUUUUUCCCAACAGGAAAGUGGCCGAUUUUUCCAGUCACUGUUAGUUUAGCAGUCUUCUUCCAAUUUGUAUGAAAACGCUCAGAAUUUACCAUAAAGAAAACCAUCACUUUUUAGAUCUCUAAUAAAUACGAUCAAAAUUAAGACAGACUUUAAGCUUCAUUUUUCAGAACACUUUGAUAAAUAUUCUCAUAUCACUUUAACUGCAUGAAGUUACCCAUCAGCCACACUAGUCACGUGACAGCGUCACAGUAUAUAAAUAGAGAUUUUUAAUUUCUUUGUACUGAAUCAAUAUCUCUUUUUACAGGGGUCGCAUUAGUCACCUGGGAUCCAUUAAGCUGUCAGUGUAUAUGACGUUGUACACGGUAACACACACCGUGCUGUUUAUAAAUGAGGCACAGGUGAGAAACAGUCUAGUCACAUGUGACAUGCUACCUGAAUGUUGAAACGUGUCCCAUCCAUGUGUGUGCUCCAACCAGCUCAACUACACGUUUCUCUCCCUCCCUUUACAGUUCUUUGACCCAGCUCAGGUUCUGUACACCUACGAAUCACCGGCAGGUUACGGGAACAUCGCCUUGCAGUUCUUGGCAUAUAUCUGGUUUUGUUAUGCCGUGUUAGUGACGCUAAAACACUUUCCCGAGAAGCAGGCAUUCUAUGUGCCAUUUUUUGCUGCUUAUACACUCUGGUGAGUAUAAGAGGGCAGCAGAUUAGUGAAGAGAGGGAGAGCUGUAACAAGGGCUUAUGAAGUAGUUAAACGACCAUAGUUUCUAUUUAUUAAGCUGCAUCUAUUAGUUGUUUAACCCCUUAAGGACACAUGACAUGUGUGACAUGUCAUGAUUCCCUUUUAUUCCAGAAGUUUGGUCCUUAAGGGGUUAAUCAGGUGUCGUUCUGGUCUGGUAGAGGUAGUCUGUGCUGCUGCUGAAAGUCUUGAUUUUGGCUAAGAUUUUGUAUGUGCAGGUUCUUUGCAGUUCCAGUUAUGGCGCUGAUAGCUAAUUUUGGAAUUCCUAAAUGGGCCCGUGAGAAGAUUGUGAAUGGGAUCCAACUUGGAAUUCACCUCUACGCACAUAUUGUCUUCCUGGUGAGUAUGAGCCACGUGCUAAAAAAGAGAAAUAGUCCAGUUUCUUUUAAUCGAAAAAUUAUUAGAGUACAUUGAUAUUUUUUUCCCCCCUGGAAUCAAUGUUUCUUAAGUUUUAAAUUGAACAUUCCAACACAUUUUCUUGCCUUUUUACCAUACUAUAACCUCACUUGUAGUGAAACCACAAGAAUUUAAAGCAAUGCCAUUUCUGUUAAAGACGCAAACUGACAUCUUUUUCCAAAUUCACAGUUUUUGCGUAAAUGUUAUACUAUGAGCUCUGCUUGAUUAAAAUGAGCUAUGCAAGCACCAUAGUGGUUAUCAUUACAGGUGGGUCUUGAGACCCCCAGGGUAAGUAGUCAAACUAUUUGCUAAUUAUUUGACAACUACCCGGGCACUAGCUGCUCACGAUCACUUCAUUCUUUGAGAGCUGAAACCUCCUUAUUUGAGCUUCCUAAACCUCUGAUUGCUCUCAGCCAAUGAGCUAAGCCCUGCACCACUAGGCUUUACUCAGAGUUGCCAGCGGACCCCAGGUAAGUUGUCAAACUGUUAGCAAACGGUUUAUAUACUUUCUUUGGAGGUGUUCUGUGCAAACCAUGGCACUCCUGGCACCAUAACCACUACAAUGUGCUGUAGUAGUUAUGGUACUUAUGCUGAUCAACCACAAGAUUAAAACCACUUUUAGGUGAAGUGAAUAACAUUGAUUAUAUCGUUACAACGGCACCUGUCAAGGGGUGGGAUAUAGUAGGCAGCGAGUGAACUGUCAAUUCUUGAAUAUAAUGUGUUGGAAGCAGAAAAAAUGGACAAGGCAACAAUUCUGAGUGUUGCAAGGAAGUACAACCGGUGAACAUGCGUCUGGGUUAUGAGUCCGAUCACACUGAAGAGCUACUAUAGCUCCAAUAGCUGAAAUACAUAAUUCUGGCCAUGAUAGAAAGGUGUCAGAACACACAGUGCAGACGUCUUGUGGAGUUCAUGCCUUAACACAUCAGAGCUGCUUUGGCAGCAUGAGGGGGAUUUACACAAUAUUAGGCAGGUGGCUUUAAUGUUAUGGCUGGUUAGUGUAAUGUCUUCUUUUAAACUCUAGCACUUUAACAAUAUCAAUAAGCUUUAACUGUUGUGAGGUUGAGAGCAAAUAAAAUCCUAGCUUACGGUGUUGAAUAACUUUAGCUUAUCACUGCUUCGAGCAGACAGUGCACCUCGGAAAAAGAAUGGGUUAAAAAGUCUUCUUUUACCUAGAAUAUUGCUGCAAAGUCAGCUCUAAGCCUUGACGUGCGAAUAGAAUACAUUAUGUCUAACAACAUCUGCUGUCAGCUGGCAAAUGACCCUGGCUUCGUGCUCAUCGUCUGAUCACUCACUUCUCCAGUUACAGUCUGUUUGGACGAUAUUACAGAGGUGAUUAUAGCUUAAACAGAUACCGUCAUAAAAUGCCUGCAUUCUUUUAUCUAACUUCAAGCACAAAGUAAAUUGUGUGAAGAUUGCUUUUGGAUCAAUAUAGAAAAUUGUAUGUUAUUAAAUUUCGUAUUUGCAGAUUGUUACUGGUUAGAUCUCUUUAUCUUUUUCAGCUAGUAAAGGAAAAUAGGCUUUCCAGCUGUAUUUGGCUGUAAUGCCAGUUGACAAAGCAUCUUUGAGGAGGCGCAAAACGCGUCUUCUACUCAGUGCAGGGACUGCGUUUAAAUGAGUGUGCGUUUGUGUGUGUGUAUAUAUAUAUAUGUGUGUGUGUAUAUAUAGAUAUUUAUUUAUGUAUGUCCUCACUCAUUUUGGUAGGAAUACGCCAUGUAACAUAACUUUUAAUAAACUCUCACAACAACGAUAACCUUCUUAUUGAUUAAUUUUUGAGUAUGGUGCAUUUGCAUGGUUUGGGAUGUAAUGCUUGCAACACUAGAAAGUGACAGUCUACGUAUUAUUAAUCUGGAGCACAAACCAAGAACGUUAUGGUGGGGAAAAAGGUGAUGGCUUUGCCCACAGAAAACUCAAAUUUGCAGUGAUGUUACUACUGCAUGGGAUUCUGGGUGUUCAUAUGCAAAUUAGUUCAACAAAGAAUCACCUUUUUGCCUCAUUAUACCAUUUUAAACCUGCAUUCCGUUUGCUGUAUACAACUGCUUUGAAACACAACUCUGCAAGUAACGUCAAGCCUCACUAGCAAGCCAGUAACCAACCUAAUGCUGAUGAGUUGCAUGAGUGGUUAACUGGCUUUGCAUCUCUCCUGAGUUGUGUUUCAAAGAUGUUGUAUACAGCAAAGACAACACCUAAGUAAUCCAUGUUUAAAAUGGAAUAAUGAGGCCAGAAGGUGAUUCUUUGUUGAACUAAUUUGCAUAUGCCCACCCAGAAUCCCUUGCAGUAGUAAUAUCACUUCAGAUUUGAGAUUUUGGUGGGAAAAACAAGUCUUAUGGCUUGACUGCUGUGCAGAUCUGAAUUUAACAAUGUAUUGAUUAUCCACUAGUAUUAUUUCUGUAGACACAGAUAAUAGUAUAUAGUCCCCUAUUUAUUCACUGAAUUCUGUAAAAAAAAAAAAAAAGCUGUACACAAAUUUCGUAACGAAAUAUCCCCAAAACAAUAUUUUCAAAUCUAUUCCCAACCUCAGGUGAUCACAAGACCUUCUGCAGCCAAUAAGAAUUUUCCAUACCACGUGCGCACCUCUCAGAUUGGGAUCAUGGAGCAGAGCACAGAAAAGUUUCCCCACCACGUCUAUGGAAACGUCACCUUUAUCAGUGAUUCUGUCCCCAAUGUCACUGAGCUGUUCUCUAUCCCGAACUGCAAUGGUACUACAGGAGUGGUGAGAGACUUUUUUUUUUUUUUAGUGUUUUCUGUUAAAAUCAAAUACAAGAUUUUAGACACAGAUCAUAAAGCAUUAACCGAGUUUUCAAAAGAAACAUUGUUUUUUCUUGCAUAGAGAGAAAAGCAAUAACCACUCUGCAAAUUAUUGAACUUGGCUGUUGACUUAUCGUGUUCUGUGCCGCCUUGUUUCUAAUGUAUCAGUAACUAUCAGUGAGAGUUAGAAAAUUGUGAUGAAAUUGCAACAUGACGUACAUUAUUAACAUUGAUACAUUAUUGCGUUUGAUCCUUUUUAAGUGUCCCGGCAAAUCUACAUGUAAGAGGAUGAGAAAGGAACUUACUUGUGAUCUCUUUCUCCAAUAAAUCUGUCCGGCAGUCUAGAAAUCUGAGCAUAUACAGAUAUGAUUUGUUAACUAUAGUGGGCAGCUGCUGCUACUGCGGUGUUGUCGCUAAUGCGGCCUCUCUCUUAAACCAGGAGCGUGCCUAGGGAGACAGAGUAACUCUUUCUCCACAGACCCUCUCUCUGCAUAUUACUAAAGGGAAAUAGCUUUAUUUAAGGAAAUAAUACCAUCUCAGAGGUUCUAGAGACAUUGCCAAAAAUACAUGUUUCAGCAUUAUGUGUCAGCUAUUUGUUAUAUAUGUAUGUAUUUGCCAUAUGUUAUUGCUCACGUACCUUUUUUCUCACUCACCUCUGUAGGUAAAUAAACCAUCACAAUAUCCUGUGACCCUCGGGCAGCACUAUUCCCAGCUGACCUCUGACCCUCAUCAGGUAGUCACUCCGCCACCACUGAAUGGUGCCCCUGGAAGUCAGAAGAUACCAGUUGGGGAGACACAACUUGGGAGUCUUCAGCAGCUCCAUGCCCCUCAAAUCCAUAAUCAGAAUGGCUUCCCUGAAUACUUCAGCAUCCGCUCUGCAGGUCCCCAGCCCAUGUAGAAACCUGUGUCCCCUCCACACUGCAGUACUUUUUGAGCCAAUACGGACCCUUUGGAUUCACAUAUGAGUUUAUGUUUCGAAGCAGAACUCAUCUGGAUGUAUGUGUGUAAAGGACAGAACUGAGUGGAGAGACAAGUGUAUCAUGUUUCAUUUUCAUGUGUUUAUAUGUAUGUAUGUGUGUACAUAACAUACAAACUCUAUAAUUAUUCCUUUUAGUACAUGUGUCUUUCCCUACCACUUAUAUCAUCUCUAACCUAAUUCUAUUCCCAUUCUGAAUAAUUAUUGUUUUGUUUGUUUGUUUAUAUUUUGUCUUAUUAUAUGCUGUGUCCAUUCUGCAUUCUAUACUCCCAUCUCUUAUUAUUUCUGCUGCUUGUAGCUUCCUUCUUUCUAAUAAUUUUUCUUUGCCCAAUUACUCUGUGUCUUGUAGUUUCCUGUUCUUCAUGUGUCUGUUGCCUGUAGUUUUCUGCUUUCUCUGCUAUCUGUAAAUAUCCCCGCCUCUAAAUAUUUCUGCUAUCUGUAAAUACCUGCCUCUAAUCACUCUUGCUAUCUGUAAAUAUCUACCUGUAAUAAUUCCUUCUGUCUAUAAAUACCCGCCUCUAACCACUCCUGCUAUCUGUAAAUAUCUACCUGUAAUCAUUCCUUAUGUCUAUAAAUACCCGCCUCUAAUCAUUCCUGCUAUCUGUAAAUACAUGCCUCUAAUCAUUCCUUCGGUCUAUAAAUACCUGCCUCUAAUCAUUCCUGCUAUCUAUAAAUAACCGCCUCUAAUUAUUCCUGCUAUCUGUAAAUACCCACCUCUAAUCAUUCUUGCUAUCUAUAAAUACCCGCCUCUAAUCAUUCCUGCUAUCUGUAAAUACCCACCUCUAAUCAUUCUUGCUAUCUGUAAAUAUCUACCUCUAAUCAUUCCUGCUAUGUAUAAAUACCCGCCUCUAAUCAUUCCUGCUAUCUAUAAAUACCCGCCUCUAAUAUUCCUGCUAUCUGUAAAUACCCUCCUCUAAUCAUUCCUGCUAUCUGUAAAUAACCGCCUCUAAUCAUUCCUGCUAUCUAUAAAUACCCGCCUCUAAUAUUCCUGCUAUCUGUAAAUACCCUCCUCUAAUCAUUCCUGCUAUCUGUAAAUACCCGCCUUUAAUCAUUCCUGCUAUCUAUAAAUACCUGCUUGUAAUCAAUCCUGCUAUCUGUAAAUAUCUACCUCUAAUCAUUCCUUAUGUCUAUAAAUACCCGCCUCUAAUCAUUCCUGCUAUCUAUAAAUACCCGCCUCUAAUAUUCCUGCUAUCUGUAAAUACCCGCCUCUAAUCAUUCCUGCUAUCUAUAAAUACCCGCCUCUAAUCAUUCCUGCUGCCGGUAGAUUUUCAGUCUGUGAUAAUUCAUACUAUUUUUAGAUUCCUUCCUCCAAUCAUUCCUGCUGUCUUUAGAUUCCAUGUCCAUUCAUUCAUGCUGUUUGAAGAUUCCUGCCUCCCUUCAUUUCUGCUGUCUGUAGUUUCCAGUCUGUAAUCAUUCCUGCUAUCUUUAGAUUCCUGCCUCCAACCAUUCCAACCGUCUAUAGAUUCCUUCCUCCAAUCUUUCCUGCUGUCUGUAGAUUUCUGCCUCCAAUCAUUCCUGCUGUCUGUAGAUUUCUGCCUCCAAUCAUUUCUGCUGUCUGUAGAUUUCUGCCUCCAAUCAUUCCUGCUGUCCGUAGAUUCCUUCCUCUAAUCAUUCCUGCUGUCUGUAGAUUCCUUCCUCUAAUCAUUCCUGCUGUCUGUAGAUUCCUAAUCCUAUUUGUUCUUAUUGCCUUGCAGAUUCUUGCCACUAAACCUUCCUUCCCAUUGUAGAUUUCUUCCUCUAAUUGUUUUUGCUGUCUACAGAUUUUACAUCUUGGUUUUAGUUUUUUUUUUUAAUUAUCCCAACUACCCCCUAUUUCCUUAUAGUUUGUAGUUAUGGUGUUUGUAGUUAUGGUGUGUAACUUUUCUGCUGCCUGUAUUUUGUCUUCAAUCUGCAAGUAGCAUCCUUUAUCUCUGCUUGUAUUUUCUUUUUUAAACAUCAUUCGUUCAGUGCCUCUUGUGAUUAAUUCUGCCUAAAGCUUUCUAUUUCGCUCUGCCCUUGCUACCUGUAGCUGAUCGUUCUGUCUUCUUAUCUAUACCGCCGCCUGUAGCUUCCUGUCUCUCUCUGCUCUUGCUGCCUGUAGCUUCCUGUCUCUCUGCUUUUGCUGCCUGUAGCUUCCUGUCUCUCUCUGCUCUUGCUGCCUGUAGCUUCCUGUCUCUCUGCUCUUGCUACCUGUAGCUUCAUGUCUCUCUGCUCUUGCUACCUGUAGCUUCCUGUCUCUCUGUUCUUGCUACCUGUAGCUUCCUGUCUCUCUGCUCUUGCUACCUGUAGCUUCCUGUCUCUCUGUUCUUGCUACCUGUAGCUUCCUGUCUCGCUCUGUUGUUGCUACCUGUAGCUUCCUGUCUCUCUCUGUUCUUGCUACCUGUAGCUUCCUGUCUCUCUCUGCUCUUGUUGCCUGUAGCUUCCUGUCUCUCUCUGCUCUUGCUGCCUGUAGCUUCCUUUCUCUCUGUUCUUGAUACCUGUAACUUCCUGUCUUUUUGCUCUUGCUGCCUGUAGCUUCCUUUCUCUCUGUUCUUGCUACCUGUAGCUUCCUGUCUCUCUGCUCUUGAUACCUGUAGCUUCCUGUCUCUCUGUUCUUGCUGCCUGUAGCUUCCUUUCUCUCUGUUCUUGCUGCCUGUAGCUUCCUUUCUCUCUGUUCUUGCUGCCUGUAGCUUCCUGUCUCUCUGCUCUUGCUGCCUGUAGCUUCCUGUCUCUCUGCUCUUGCUACCUGUAGCUUCCUGUCUCUCUGCUCUUGCUACCCGUAGCUUCCUGUCUCUUUGGUCUUGCUACCUGUAGCUUCCUGUCUCUCUGUUCUUGCUACCUGUAGCUUCCUGUCUCUCUGCUCUUGCUGCAUGUAGCUUCCUUUCUCUCUCUCUGCUCUUGCUGCCUGUAGCUUCCUGUCUCUCUCUGCUCUUGCUGCCUGUACCUUCCUGUCUCUCUCUGCUCUUGUUGCCUGUAGCUUCCUGUCUCUCUCUGCUCUUGCUGCCUGUACCUUCCUGUCUCUCUGCUCUUGCUACCUGUAGCUUCCUGUCUCUUUGUUCUUGCUACCUGUAGCUUCCUGUCUCUCUGUUCUUGCUACCUGUAGCUUCCUGUCUCUCUGCUCUUGCUGCAUGUAGCUUCCUUUCUCUCUCUCUGCUCUUGCUGCCUGUAGCUUCCUGUCUCUCUCUGCUCUUGCUGCCUGUAGCUUCCCGUCUCUCUCUGCUCUUGCUGCCUGUAGCUUCCUGUCUCUCUCUGCUCUUGCUGCCUGUACCUUCCUGUCUCUCUCUGCUCUUGCUACCUGUAGCUUCCUGUCUCUCUGCUCUUGCUGCCUGUAGCUUCCUGUCUCUCUGCUCUUGCUACCUGUAGCUUCCUGUCUCUCUGCUCUUGUUACCUGUAGCUUCCUGUCUCUUUGUUCUUGCUACCUGUAGCUUCCUGUCUCUCUGUUCUUGCUACCUAUAGCUUCCUGUCUCUCUCUGCUCUUAAUACCUGUAGCUUCCUGCCUCUCUGUUCUUGCUACCUGUAGCUUCCUGUCUCUCUCUGCUCUUGCUGCCUGUACCUUCCUGUUUCUCUCUGCUCUUGCUGCCUGUACCUUCCUGUCUCUCUCUGCUCUUGCUGCCUGUAACUUCCUGUCUCUCUGCUCUUGUUGCCUGUAACUUCCUGUCUCGCUCUGUUUUUGCUCCCUGUAGCUUCAUGUUUCUCUCUGUUCUCGUGGCCUUGUCCUUCCUCUAUUUCUCUGUAGGUUUCACUCUCCCUUUCUCUGUUCUUGUUGCCUGUAACAUCCUGUCUCUCACUGCAUUUGUGGCCCGGGAACUUCCCGUCUAUCUAUUAUUGAUGCCUGUAGUUUCCUGUCUCUCUGUUCUUAAUGCUUGUAGCUUCCUGUCUCUUCUUGUUCCCUGUCCCUCUCUGUCUUUCUUUUUCAUUUCUCCUAAAUAUCCUCCUUUCAAAUUAAUGUUUUGUCCAUCACAGUGUCUAAUUUUCAGCAUUUGUGUCUCUGCAUCCCACUACCUGUUAUUAUAGUACGGUAAAACUGUUACUGUAUGUUUGGCUGUUCUUUUAAACAUUACAAGGUGCACAAGUUUUAGAGGGUAUCUGUGUGUCUGAUUGUGCUUUGCUGUUUCUUGGAGGUAUGUCUAAAAAUGUGAUCAUCAUAAAUGGAUAAUUAACAGUAUAAAGAGCACACGGCUGGCAUUGCCUUAGGAGAAUAUAAAUACCACCUUAGAUAAUCAUCUUUAGCAUGUUUUGUAAUCAUUUUUGCCAUAUGUUAUCUCUGAUAGAGUUGUGCUUAUUUUUAUAGUGAAGACCGUGUCCCCAGAUACCGCUUAACCUGCAUCCUUACUCCUAUUUUUUCCUUGCGACGUUACAGAUGGUGACUAAUAGUAGGACCUACCCUCUGUAUAUACAGGAUGCGGUAUAUUCUGCUUUUAAAAUGCUUGGACUUUGAACAUAAAGUGGCAUGCUAGGCUCCUGAUUGGGGGCAAAACGUGAUCGUACGUUGGUCACUCCACAACAUUAACAAAAACAGUCGCUGCUACUAACCCUUCCUGCGCUGUUGAGACUUUCCAUCCAUUUCUUGCUGCUGAAUGAAAUUACUCUUCCUGUUACUUUAUAGCGUUCGCCCAUACUUUGUUACUGCGACUUUAAUGCCGCUGCAUACUGUCCGCAGCAAGACGACGUUAACUGACUUCCAUAAUAAAUAUCAUUUUUUUAUGCAAUGUGUGUGUUUUUAUGGGAAAAAUGGUCAAUGAUGUCAUGGAUACACUAUCCAACUUACAGAACUCGAGUCAGACAGCAAGAGUCUAGGAUAGAACGUAC